Messenger RNA from Gaeumannomyces tritici R3-111a-1, 1344 nucleotides. RefSeq lists its product as hypothetical. The coding region runs from base 1 to 1344 and encodes 447 amino acids. Gene Ontology annotation, cellular component: membrane. Gene Ontology annotation, molecular function: glycosyltransferase activity. NCBI's taxonomy places the organism in Eukaryota, Fungi, Ascomycota, Sordariomycetes, Magnaporthales, Magnaporthaceae. The transcript has 4 exons. The record is from RefSeq and is a predicted model, not a curated record.
AUGGCCAUGGCGCGCCGCCGCCGCUCCCACAUUGCCAUUGCCAGCAUCUUUGUGGUUUUCACCGUCUGGCUGACGACGCCUUUCGAUUCGUUCGUGUAUCUCAUGCCCAAAUAUUACCUGAGCUGGCCCUUUGCGGACCGGCUGUCGGACGAGCAGGUCUUCUCCAACCAGCCUCCGCCGCAUCCCGUGGACAUGCUCCAGGACGCCGUCGUGAUCCUAAAGUCAGGUUAUGGAACACGUGACCGCAUACAGGGCUGGCUGGACGCCCAUGUGGAGCACUUGAAUAUAGAGAAGCUGUUCCUGGUGGCCGAUUAUGAGGCCAACUUCUCCAUCACGGCCCAGGGCGGGAAGCACACGCUGCAGAUGUACGAUUCAGUCCGUUUCACCAUAGAUGCAUCGGUGCCGCCCCUGUCACCAGAUACAAAGCGUGUGAAAAAUCACAAUGACCUCCAGAACGCCAUUGCGGCCGGAGUUACAGAACGGCUGGACCGUUUCACCAAGGAGUUUGGAUACGAGAUGGAUGUCAUGAAGUUUGUCUCGAGCCUGGAAAUGGCGUACAAUCGGUGGCCCAAUGAGAAGUGGUAUAUAAUGGCAGACGACGAUUCAUAUUUGAUGUUGCCCUCGGCCAAGCAGCUGCUCCAGCAGUUUGAUCCCAGCAAGCUGCACUAUUUAGGCAACCCUGAAGGGCAUUGGACAGGGCGUUUCGGUCAUGGGGGAUCUAAUUUCAUGGUGUCGCAAGGCGCCAUGAACUAUCUCUUCCGCAAGCACCGCCAGACCGUCGGGGCGGGCAACCACGAGGCGUCCACGACGGCGCGCCUGGGCGAUUGGCUGCUGGGUGUCACCUUCAACAAGAUCGGCAUCUACGUGCAGGAGGGCCACAAGCGUUUCUUCAGCGGCGAGGACCCCUGGGCGGCCAAGAUGCGCGCCGACCGCGUCUGCUCGCUGCUCGUCGGCUUCCACGCCAUCAAGACGGACGACGCGAUGCGCAAGGUCGCCGCUAGCUUUGGCCCGCUGGCCAGGCCCGCCACCUGGUGGGACGUGUGGGACAUUCUGGGCGAGAAGGGCGCGUUCGGGGCCGGCGCCGAGUCCCACUCGCGCAACGACUGGGACUACAUUGGGAAUCUGGACGAGGCCACGUCCACAUUGGGGGACUCCCCGGCCGCCAUCAGCUGUCAGGACGAGUGCCUGGGCCGGAGGUGGUGCCUUGCCUGGACGUACGAGCCCGAGAAGAAGGAUUGCCAUUUGAGCCCUUGGAUGGCCGUUGGGAAAUCCGCAACGGGGAAAGUCUCUGGUAUUAGCGCAGCUCGUAUUAGUGCAGUGCGGGAGAAGUGCCCCAAGCAUUGA